Molecule: messenger RNA, 4785 nt
Organism: Psylliodes chrysocephalus
Lineage: Eukaryota; Metazoa; Arthropoda; Insecta; Coleoptera; Chrysomelidae
Source: the annotation of a GenBank genome assembly
CAACACUGGUUUCUGGUUUGCACGUUUGACAUUUUGCCGUUUGUUUACAUUAGUAAAAAUUUGUGCCAAAGGUUUGCUGGUUUCAAAAUAUUUAAAAUUUGUGUUUGUGUGGACAUCCUACAGUUGUAUUGAUUUUAAGUUUUAUUUUACCAAAAAUCAGAGAACACUAAGUGCCUUUUAAAAUGGUGCGAAAAUGUAUGGUUUUGUUUUGCAAAAAUAAUAAACCGCCAUUAUACCAGUUGACAAGUAGUAGGUACGUAAGUUGGAUGAGGGCUUUAGGAAGGAAUCCUGAUAUAGAAAAUCUUACAACCCAUAAUGUAGUGUGUAGUGCACACUUUACUGAUGCAGAUUUUUUGUUUGUAAAUGAGAAGAGAAAUUUAAAAACAGGUGCUGUACCUAGUUUAUAUUUGGGACCUCUUAAACCAUAUAAUACUAGUAUUGGUGCAAGUUCAAGCCAAACCAAAGAAUGUAGUUUUUCUGAAAAAUUAAGUGCCUUGUUAUACAAACAGAAAUGUGAAAAUGAUAAUGAAGAGAAGGAAAAUCAUCAGCAGUCAUCAUAUUCUUCGUGCAGAAUACCAGCAAUGAACAUAGUAGCUGAUGAUGUAUCUGCUACCCCCGAGAUAUACUCCACAACAUUCAUCAAAUCUGAAUCAUGUAAUAAUAAUGAUGUAUCUGCUACCCCUGAGAUAUACUCCACAACAUUCAUCAAAUCAGAAUCAUGUAAUAAUGAUGAUGAAAUAUUCCAAGAAAAAGAUUUUCCACACGAAAUAACUCAAAAUGUAGAUAUUUCUAAUGAUAACAGAUCUUCUCCAACUUCAAUGACUACAAUUAGUCCAGAGAGGCAAAAUGUAAGCUUGAACAGAGAAUUAGAUGAUUCUUCGAGUGAUAGUGAAGGGUAUGAAGGAACGAACAAAAAAAUUAGAAAAGAUGUAAAAAUUUAUCAUAAUUAUAGUGCAUCGCCAAGAACAAUAAAAAAGGCUUUGGGAGAGGUAACAAGAAGAAAGAAAACAUACCAACUUGCUUUAAAACAGAAAAAAGUGCAGGUAAAAAGAUUACAACAAAAAGUAAUCCAUUUGAAGGAUGUGGUGUGGCAUUUAAAAAAACAAUUGGCUCAGACAAUGCAAUAACUGCUUUAGAAACAUCACUUUAUGGAAUACCCCUCUUUGAUGAAAAGGUAUUUUAAGAAUAUUAAAAAUGAAUCAAAAAGAAAGAACAGUUCCCUGAAGAUUUAAGGAUAUUUGCCAUGGCAUUACAAUUUUAUUCAAGUAAAGCCUAUAAUUAUGUAUGCAGAAUAUUUAAAUUAGCAUUACCAGCUCGAAGCACAAUAAGAUCUUGGCACAGUAAAAUCAAUUGUGAAAAGGGUUAUCAAAAUGUUAAUUUAUUUCUCUCCAAAAUGUAGUAAAAAGAAACAGACUUGAAAACAAUUUGUAGUCUUGUCAUUGAAGAGAUGGCAAUUAAAAAACAGAUUUCAUUGGAAACAAAUUAGUGAAUAUGAGGUAUAGGUUCCAAGGAGGACUCCUCGAAACAUGCAACUAAGGCUGUUUUAAUGGUUGUUGCUGUUAAUGAUGGUUGGAUGCUACCAAUUGUCUACUUUCUCAUCCAGUCCUUAACAGGAGCAGAAAAGGCAAACAUAAUCAGACAGGUUUUAAUACAACUGUAUAAUAUUGGUGUUCAAAUAAUUUCAGUUACCUGCGAUGGUCCUGUUGCCAAUUUUGUGAUGUCUAAUAGCCUAGGAGCUGUUUACAAGAACAUCAGUUAAAACCUUAAUUUCUAUACCCAAAAGAUAAAUUUAAAAUUGUAUUACAAUUGUUUGAUUCCUGUCCCAAUCUAAAAUUAUAAGGAACAACUGGGCUAAAUAUGAGAUCUCCGUAGAUAAGAAAGGAGAAAAAUUGACCAAAGUUUGAUAAGAAAAUUACAUGUUGUCCAGGAAAAAUAAUUUUGUAGAAUGGGAAAUAAAUUAUGCAAAGCAGGAAAAAAAAAAUGAAGGUGAAUGUGGCAGCACAAACAAUUAGUGCAAGAGUUGCCAAUGUAGGGGCAUGUAUAGGGGGUACAGCUUGUACAAGGAGCCCGGCACGUGGACCAUAUUGCCAUACAAUAGUUUUCAGGAUUUAAUAAUUUUGUUUUUACUGUGGUGAGGCAGAAAAAAUCUUUAUUUCUUAUUUGUAAUGUAUUAUUUUAUUUGUUCCUAAUAUUUAUAAUAGAAGUUAACACGUUGAAGGACAGUAACAUUUUUUGUAAGAUACCAAUCUAGGCAGUAUAUUUUUUAAAAGAAAAUUAAUUUCCAAGCAUUAUUAACUAUUAUUAUUGGAAAAAAAAUAGUAAGAACCCAAUUAGACACUGAUGGACGUUUUCUACCACAAUAAUAAGAGUUUAACAAUCACAAAUAUGGCACAACGCUGAUAUGCGUCCAACGCUGUGCAGCGUUCAGCCACAUAACGGCAAACAUCUGUGACAGGCUUCUGGUUCACCUACAGUGAAUCAGCGAGUCUGUGAGGCGCUAUGAUGGUGAUUCCCGAAUAGGGGUUGCUCAGGCGCCAGUUUUGUUAUCGCAGUUUGCUCUGCGACCCUGUAGUACACCAGAGUGUACUUAAGGUAAACUCAGUGGAGGUAAAAAUAAUUCCAGGCGGUCACUGCUAGGUAGCCACUAUACUAGAAUAAAUAAAAAUAAAACACUUAUCUCCUUUACACUUCGUACCCUACGGUACCCUGAAAGAGAACGGUUAAGAACCAGUAAUAACAGAAACACAGGAAUAGAUAAUAAAAUAUAUAUUUACAAAAAAAUACAACGGUGGUAGUGCACGGUUCUGGCACGGCUGUAAAUGGAAAAUUAAAUAAAAUGAAUGAUUACAUUUGAAUGAGCUUAAAGAGAAAUAAUUAAAAUUAAAGUAUUACAAUUGAAAAACUAGUCAAAUAUUAACGGCUCCCUGUAUUCGGAAAAUUUAUUAAAAAUAAUUUAUUAAAAUUGAAAAUUAGUUAAAUAUUAACGGCUCCCUGUAUUAGGAAAAUUUAAUAAAAAUAAAUUAUUACCAAUGAAAACUAAUUAUUAAUUAACGGCUCCUUGUAUUCGGAAAAUUUAUUAAAAAUAAAUUAUUACCAAUGAAAACUAAUUAAAUAUUGAGAAAUAUUUACGGUUCGCUAGCACGGGAGGCUAAGCGGCCCGGAACUUAUGAAACUCCCUGUAUACGGAAAAUUUAUUAAAAAUAAAUUAAUACACUUAAAAACUAUUUAAAUAUUGGGAAAUAAUUACGGUUCGCUAGCACAGGAGGCUAAGCGGUCCGGGAAUUAUGAAACGCCCUGUAUACGGAAAAUUUAUUAAAAAUAAUUUAUUUAAAUAUGACGGUAAUCAAAUGUAAGCAAAUAAAUGAAAUGAAAGUUUUCGGAACGUCCCUGUAUCUUAGUUCGGACCGAUCGGCGCUCUGGCAAUUACGUUGAACGAGAAUAAUAAUUUUCAGCGCGGUGUUUGGAACAAGAAUGCGAUGGUUAAUGUAAAAAUCAUUUUGAGACCUGCCAAAAGUCGAUCGAGACGGUGUGUGAAUUAAUUUUACAGAAAUCGUCUGGCUUCGUUCAAUAAUUAGUUGUGGACGGGGAACGGAAUGAUUCAAAUGAAUGAAUAAAUAAAAGAAAAGAAACUUACAUAAAGUGAGGCGCGAUAAUUAAUUUAGACGUCCUUUUGGGAAAUUAGAUAACGCCGUCAGGACAGAGAUCACUCUUAACCCGAGGACGGAUCGAAUCUUCGAAAAAGAAAAUAACGAGCCGGUUUUUCCCCAAAAGUAAUAAAAUAAAAAAAAAUUGAAAACGGGUUAAACUUCUUACGUCAAUGUUAACUGGGCGCUUUCUAAGAGAGAUUGGAUAUAGUCGUUGACAAUGAGAGCACUCAGAGUCUAGCCUAUAUCCAGCCUCAAAUAAAAAAUUGCCAACGGUUUCCCACUGAGGGAUGAAAUGAAAUAUUCUGGAUAUGAAUCAAAAUUUUUCACUUGUCGCACGGGUGUCCCAACUAAUGAUCAAAAAAAUAAAAAAUAAUAUGCGGUUUCCUACCUUAGAAAAAUAAACGGGGUUGUUCAAUAUUCUUUCGAUAUCAUGGUCACUCACAGAGUAUUUCACUCGGCACUGCAGGAGAGAGAAUAGUUUUCGGCUGCCGGAAAUCAAGAGGGCGUAAUUCCCAGAUGUGAUCGAAUUUUUGCUUUUCGGUAAGCCCGAGUGGGGGAUACCACUAUUACAGCUGACUAUUUACAAUUUAAAAAAAAAUGUCCUUCUAGUAACUUGACAAAUAAAAGUAGAUAAUUGGUACGAAAUCGACAAAUUACAUGUACAGUUCAUCUAACACAUUUUUCUUACUGUUUUAAAACAAAUUAUAAAAUGAUCAUACUAACCUUUCUUAUACAAAACACCACACAGCAAUACAAUACCAUUUAGCACCUAAUGCACCAUCAAGCCAUGCAGUUCUUGGGUGACUAAAUACGAGCUGGGUUUUAUCAGAGACGCUGGACUGCGUUCUGUUUAAUUAAAAGGAGGGGUGCGAAUGUAAAUACAUUUUGAAUGUGCGUCACUAUGUCACUGACAUUCGAACAUAUUGUGACAUUAGCAAUUGGAACUCAUUAUUAUAAACGCAAACGCUGAACGACGUCGUGUCAUUUUUAACCAUCAAGCAGAAGACGCAUAUCAGCGUUGCGUCACCUCACAACAUCAAAAAAAGACGCUAAUCUGCGUCUCUGUCCUUCAACGUAUUAAAUAUUUAGUUAUUUAUUUUGUGCUAUACAGAUACUAUACGCAAUAAACAAAAACAUG